CGGCUUUCACUGACUGUGACACGGGAACGUCCUUCCCUGACGCCUUGGAUGCUCACGGACAGUAAAACUGCAGUCAGCCAGCGGACCAGUGUGAAGCUCAGGAGUGGAUGACUACAGACGGUCCAUCAGCGAGCCCUGAGCUGGCUGAUCUCAGAGCAGAGAGGAAACCUUAUUUUGGGUGAAUGUGAGGGAGCUUUGGAGAGGUGUUGCCUGAAGGCGUUUCGAUUUCUGAGAUGUCAUUCAAACAAGCAGACGGGAUGUCCAUCGCCCAGGCUUUGGCCAUGACUGUAGCGGAGAUACCAGUCUUUCUCUACUCCACAUUUGGGCAGUCCAUAUUUUCCCAGCUAAAGCUUACACCGAGCUUGAAGAAGGUGCUGUUCGCCACAGCGCUGGGCAGUGUAGCUCUGGCUCUCACUGCUCACCAGCUGAAAAGACGAGGGAGAAAGAGAAAGCAGGUAACACAAGGAAAGGAAGGUCAGAAAACAGUGGGGAUACCUGAGGCGCUGCUGAAGACAGGAAGGCCUUCGUCAUUAAAGAGAGGUCAGUUUACUGGUCGACAGAUGAUGAGCCCCAGCACUCGGAGCAAUGACACCAUGAGUGGAAUUUCUUCCUUGGCUCCCAGUAAACACUCCAGUUCCUCCCACAGCCUGACAUCUAUGCGAGUCCCCAGCUCCCCAAAUCAAUCUGCAAAUCCGUCCACCCCCUGGGAGGCAGAGCCUGUGGUGGAAGAGUCAGGGGCCAUGGAGGACGCUAAUGCAGAGAAUCUCUAUAUAAUGGGAAUGGAGCUGUUUGAGGAAGCUCUGCGAAAGUGGGAACAGGCCUUGAACAUACGCCAUCCCACCAACUCGACCUCCAGCAGCAACAACAGCCUCGCUCUGCAGGGGGCAACGUGUGGAGACUUUCCCAUGGUUGAAGCUCGUAAUAAAGUGUUUGCUGAGAAGUUAGAGACGCUGCUGCACAGGGCGUACCAUCUACAGGAGGAUUUUGGCAGCAGUAUUCCAACAGAAAGUGUGCUGGCAGACUUUGAGAGUGAAGGGACUCUGAUCUUGCCACAAGUGGAGAGUUUCCACAGACUGCAAGACGAUGAUGCAACUACCGUUACCUCUGAUGACUCCUUCUUCUCGGCUGCAGAGCUGUUUGAUGCCAUGUCUCUAGAGGAAGUCUAUCGGCCACUGAAGCCGGCAGCCCUCUAUGAAGAAGCCUCGUCUCUGGUCCAGGAGGGCAAAGUGGCCUUUAGGUCCCUGAGGACUGAAUUACUUGAAUGUUACGGUGACCAAGACUUCCUUGCCAAGCUUCACUGUGUGAGACAAGCAUUCCAGGUCCUGUUGUUAGAUGAAACUCACCGCACGUUUUUCAUGGAGACCGGGAAGCAAAUGAUCGCAGGGUUAAUGGUGAAAGCAAACAAGAGUCCCAAAGCAUUCCUGGAGAGCUACGAGGACAUGCUGCUUUACACCCAGAGAGAGGAGACGUGGCCCGUCACCAAGAUGGAGCUGGAGGGCCGAGGGGUGGUGUGUAUGAACUUUUUCGACAUUGUGUUGGACUUCAUCCUGAUGGACGCGUUUGAAGACCUGGAGAGCCCUCCCUCCUCCGUGGUAGCUGUGUUGAGGAACCGCUGGCUCUCUGACAGCUUCAAAGAGACGGCUUUGGCAACUGCUUGCUGGUCUGUCCUGAAAGCGAAAAGGCGACUUCUUAUGGUUCCUGAUGGGUUCAUCUCCCACUUCUAUGCCAUAUCUGAACACGUGAGCCCGGUUUUAGCGUUUGGGUUUUUGGGACCCAGGCAGCAUCUAAGUGAAGUUUGCACGAUUUUCAAGCAACAAAUCGUGCAGUACCUUAAGGAUAUGUUUGAUCACGACAAGGUCCGCUUCACUUCUGCUCAAUGCCUGGCGGAGGAUAUCCUGAAGCUUUCCCACCGCCGCAGUGAAAUUUUAUUGGGGUACCUGGGAAUCGACAGCCUUCUGGAGCUCAAUGGUGCCCUGCCCAGGGAAAUAGAGGGCUCUUCAGGAAACAUCUAAGAUGAUUGGGGUCACUAAGAGUUUCACUGGGCUUGUGCAGGCCGACAGCAGUGGGCUGACAAGCGGGAACAGCAAAGGAGUCGCAGCUCAACACUUAAUCUGUUUCUGCGUUAGGACUGGACUGAUUCAUGCUGCUGUGACACACUGAGAACCAGCAUUAUUCAUUUAUUCAUCUGUGUUCAUUAAACACAAGCUCUGUAAUACGAUAUAGCCACCAGAUCUACAGUAUCACUGGUCCUUGUGCUAACGACGGAGACCGUUUGGAGGACUCCACGUCUCCCUUGUGUUGCUGCUUUGAUGCGUAUCAAGAAUGCCGACUGCAGUCAUGUAAUCACAGAUGUGUGAGGACUUGUCUCUGCCUUGUUGGGUGACAUGGACGCUUCUUAGAAACACACCUGACAGACGCACUUCGAACACACGAAGACUGGGCCUUCUACACAAUUGCUUCACAUGGAUCAAGUCUUCUCCGAGAUCUGCGUUCAUCACCCGUGAAAUCGGGUGGAAUAUCUUCGUUAUGUGAAAACCAACGGCGUGAGAGUCCGUACUGUGUGUUUCUAUGUUUUAUAUUAAAAAGGAGGAGGAUACUUGCGAACACAGUGAUGGUUUACGAGAACUCUGACCAACUGAAGGGUGGUGCUGCGUGAUACAAGAUGUGAUGAAUCUCCUCGUUUGUCCUUAAAUUCUCUUUAAUCCCUUGAAGUGUUUUUUGUUUUUUUUGUCACUUCGGUUGAGUCAAGCAGACUAAGAUGUGACAUAUCCAAGAGUUAAAUGCAAAAACACAUCAUGUAAAAGUGAAAACGUGUUAUUCAUACAGUCAGAGUGGACGCAGCAUUUGAUUCUAAGUUCCAGUUUGUGGCAGUGUAUGAAUGUUACCAGAUUUAAAUUGCAUAAAACAAAAAAAAAGCUUCCACUUCCAAUAACAGAGUACUAGAUGUGAAAACAUCUGUCUGAAUAAGAUAACAUAAAGAAUUAUUGUGGAAGAUGUUACAGAAAGCAAAUGUCUUGAACAGUGUGGCACUGCAGUACACCUGAGUGCUCUCAGGGAGUCAGAAGUGAGUUGAAAUCAAUACUGCAGUACUUUUCCAAAUACUGACAAUUAGUUUGUUCAUCAGCAGGUUGAGCUGCUUGAUUUGCUUCCAAAUGUUUGGGCUAAAAUUGUACAACCUGUUGAUCUUUAGUUCACUGAUUAAAAUUUUAAAUCGAGACUGAAAUGUUUUAAGCAAACGUAAACAAACAAAAGUUAUAGAAAGAUAUCAAUUUGUGUUUCAAGCGUAAAUUCUUUUGAAGGAUACUGACUGUACAUGAAUACAGGAUAUGUGGAUUAUUAGUGGUUUUCACUCAGUCGCAGCAGACAUGUUUGACUUGUUGUAGCAGGAAAAGCACAUGUAGCAGAGGUUUACUUCUAUUCAAGUGUCUCGUUUAAGGUGGACGAUGCGAUUUGAAUCCAUCUGUCAAAUUCAAGGGAAAUUUCCCCUCAUGAUAUGCUCAGUGUUGGUCAUAUGUAUGGUCUGAUGUAAAAAAAAAAAAAAAAGUCUGUGUGCAGCGCUGCCUCUGUAAAUGAGAAACAAAGGAAGCAGCUUUCACACAUUAUUCCAACUGUGCACGUUUGUGCUUGUGUGCAAGAUUGGAAAAAAUUUGCAGUGUGAGCGGGAGGGACAAUAAAUCUGGCGACUAUUUACUUAUGCCAGCUGAAUAGCAACAAUCUCUCUCCAGAAUCACAGACUCUGUCUUUAAGCUGUGAAAGUGAACCAACAUGCACAAUAAACCCCACAGCAGCUGUUUGAACUUGGCAAAGUGAGAAAAAAAAAAAGCACAUGUGGUCUUAUUAACAUUGAUGUUAUUCAGGCUUCUGGGCCCAGGUGUUGUGCAUGCUCACACACUGGCACUUGAAAUGGUGCUCUUGUUAGUGUUACACCUGUAUUUUCCUACUGUGACAAGUCAAUGUGUCUUCACUGAGGAAGGAGUUUCUGGAUGGAACAUGGUGCACACAUUCAGAGACUUAGUGGAAACAAAAAAAAACAGUAAAACACAAUUUCAGUGUUAGAGCUCAUUACAAUCACACAUUUUCCAUCAUCGCUGUAUUAAAACUUAGCGUGUCUCUAUAGUUACCUCCUCUGUCAAUCGUCCCAUUUUAAAACUGACUUAAAACAGUGCCAUGUAGUAGUCUUAGCAAAGACGUUUCUGAUUUCCUGAAGAACAGGGCAUUGUACAGUUAGACUGUAAUCGACUUAAGUGCACUGAUGAUAACCCCUGGGUUCUCUUUGUUUUCUCAAAACUGUGAAUUUGUUGGAAGACAGACACUCUGAAGGGGCGCUAAGAUGCCAAGUUAAACUGACUUAUCCUUCUCAAUGCCACUAGUGUACAGGCAGAUUGUAGUUUCAGAAAACUGUCAAAAACUAAAUUAUCUUCACGAAAUAGAAUGAAAAGAUUAUUUAUUCUUAAUGGCAUUGGAAGCACAGUGUGUAUGCUUGUGGUUGUCUGUGUGUGUGUGUGUGGGAGGGAGUUCCUGUCUGAUCAUUUUGUAUUUCAUAGCUCUUGGGGUGUUUUAAUCUCAGUAAUCGAUCAUACGGAUUAACAGAAGUCUGCUCUAUGUUAUUCAUAUUCAUAUAAGCGUGUGUUUUUGUGGCAUUUAUAAUCCAAAUCAUGCUGUCGUUUCAACAUGCCUCUCAAAUUCAGAGAUCAGUUUUGCUUUUGUGGGAUUUUUUUUGGCUCUUUUAACUGCACUGGCGGCGCGAAGAGGCAUUACUGUUGGAUUAUUUCUGUUUAAAAUGAACCAGAACUGUACAUAGACACAGAGCUUUUACAGAAAACCUUGUGGUUCCAUGUUCUGACGGAUGUGCAGCUUUGUGAUUUUUAAGCAUUUCGCACUUUAGCAGAAAGAAGAUACAAGAAUGUCCAACAUCCCUUUUUAUUAAUCAGUUUGAGAGUUCAGAUGUACAAACUGUUGAAUUAUUUAUUGCGUCAUUUAUUAUUGAUAAUAUAGAGCGUAAAUGCUGUACAGUAGAGAAAUUAUCUUUCCCAAAAAUCAAACUAUAUUAUGCAAAUGGUUUAUUCUGGUUACUAUCAUAAGGUUUAGUUGAAACUUUCAUCUUUAAAUUGUUGAUUUAAAUUCUUCCAGUUCUCCAUUUGUAGCUGUGUGUGCUCUGAUCCCUGAUGAAUUGCUUUAAGAACCUCUUCUCCCCUGUUUAGUCCUGUUAUUGUAUGAGUAUGUGUCAUGCAGGUAAAUGCAGCUAUGAAAAAAAAACGCUUCCGUUUAGUCUUGUGUUCACAGAUUGGUCUGCUGUGUCUGUGUUCUCAGAGUAGAUGAACUGCCUUUGCAUGUCAACAGUGUAGAUUCUCUGAUAUGCAUCAGUGCAACAUGCAACAUGUAGACCCAGGCUCAGCCCUAGUUGUUGUAAGUUUAAAAAAAAAAAAGAUCCCAAUUAGAAGUAAGCUAAGAAAAUAUUUAAGAAGUUAUAAUCAUCUGAAGGAUCAAAUUCAAGCAUGGACUCUCCCACUUAGCGUAUAAUCAAAUACAUUAUAGAGUUUAACAAAGAGUUAUGAUGGCCAAAAUGUGGAACGUUGUUUUUUUGUUUGUUUUGAAAGUCACUGCUGUUCAUUACAUUACAAGUGUCCUAUUCAUGCCUUUUGUCUUUUCUAUCGUUAAACUGCAUUGCCAGCACAAACUGUAAAUUGAUUUUAAUUCUCCAUAUUAAAUGUUAUUUUUUGUUAAUAAAUCAAUAUGUUCAUUA
Molecule: messenger RNA, 5743 nt
Organism: Stegastes partitus (bicolor damselfish)
Lineage: Eukaryota; Metazoa; Chordata; Actinopteri; Pomacentridae
Gene: miga2
Product: mitoguardin 2
Exons: 16
Coding region: 234-2012 (592 amino acids)
Biological process (GO): mitochondrial fusion
Source: RefSeq, a predicted model, not a curated record